Messenger RNA from Guillardia theta CCMP2712, 1236 nucleotides. RefSeq lists its product as hypothetical. The record is from RefSeq and is a predicted model, not a curated record. Gene Ontology annotation, molecular function: methyltransferase activity; nucleic acid binding. Lineage: Eukaryota; Cryptophyceae; Pyrenomonadales; Geminigeraceae. Gene Ontology annotation, biological process: methylation. The coding region runs from base 1 to 1236 and encodes 411 amino acids. The transcript is spliced from 8 exons.
AUGGUUAUUCCGAAAUCACUGAUUAUCUUGACGGCAUGGCAAGUGUCGACACGGCUAGCCCUCGCUGAUCCCUUGCCAUGCGGAAGCAAGUCCGUCAGAGCUGAUCCUCCUGCUGUUUGUAAGGGGCCUGCCCCUCCUAGUCGCGACGACGGAGUGAUCACCAUGGAACGAGACUUGAAGGUGAAGCAGGAGAUGAGAAAGAGAAGGCAAGAAGAAAGUCCUCAGAUGACAGCGACGAACAAACGUGCUGCUAAGAGGAAGACAUCUUCUGAUCAAGGAGAAUCCGCAGGCAAUCAUGCCAGGUCGAGCUGGGGCGAGUCGACGAAGACAUCGUUCAUGUCGCACUUCGAGAAGAGCAAGGUCAAGGGAGCCAGCAGGACGUCUCUCGAGUCUGACAAGUCCGGACAUGAAGUCGAACAAGGCAAGGUGACUGCUAGCGCUGCAGUCAGCAAGCACAGGAAAGCCAGUCAUCCGGAUCAAGGCAAUAACAGCAAGAAACGACACGAAAGGGGGCCGAAAGGGACAGAACCCACUUCCAGCAUUCACAACCAUCCAUUCCCGACUGAGUACGGGGAUCACUUCGAGACAAGCAAAGUCGCGAUUCACGAUAUAGCGCCGAUCUUGCAACAAUUCGCCAAAGUGUCUGGGAAACAAGCUUCCUCCCUGGCUAUUUAUGAUCCUUAUUAUUGCGACGGUGCUGUCAUCGAGCAUUUUCGCCAGGAAGGCUUUCAUAACGUGCACAAUCUGAACGUGGACUGUUACCAGGUCUGGAAGAGUGCAACAACCUCGAGUGAUUUCGAUAUCGUCGUGACGAAUCCCCCUUUCUCGGGCGAUCACAAGCAGAAGUGUUUAGAGCAUUGCGUCAAGAGGGAGCAAGCGUGGAUGGUGCUGCUUCCUGCAUACUGCGCAACCAAGAACUAUUUUCAAGAGCUGAUGAGCAAUUGGAAGGAAAGAGGAAAAGUGUUCUACGGGAUACCGAAGGUAAGAUACGAUUUCGAACACCCAGAAGGCACAGGCCAUGCUGUCAGCCCCUUUUUUUCGAUCUGGUUUGUUUACCUGGGCAAACAUACCGAAGAGAUCUUCUCUUGGUACAAGAAACGAUAUGGCGACGAAGGCCCUCUGAAGCUCGCGCGCACUGUAGAGGACCUUGCAGCCAACAAAGCUGUAGACAACAGAAAGAGGCUGAAUCCUCGACAGCGUGCUGCUCUUAAGAAGAAGAAACAGAUCCUGCCCUGA